Closterium sp. NIES-67 is the source of this 939-nucleotide messenger RNA. Lineage: Eukaryota; Viridiplantae; Streptophyta; Zygnematophyceae; Desmidiales; Closteriaceae. The record is from the annotation of a GenBank genome assembly.
ACAGUUCGCCCAAGCAACCACCCAUUGCAAACUGACAGACUGGCUCUAGUAGUUCCACAGCCCAACUUCGCCCUAUAUUCUAACACUACAAUCCUUGCCAGGUUAGACUUACAGUUUCAGCUUUAUGGCUGACGCCUGGGUUUCACCCUCUGGCCCUCGAUGACCCGACUUCAUCGGCCGUCCUCUUUCUUUCUUCAAGCUCGGGCUCACGCGAUGGCGGCGGGUCGUGCCAGGCGAGCCGAGGCGAUGAACCGCAUCGCCGGUUACGUGCAGCAUCUGGUUCCUGAAACCUGACCAACUGACGCAUGCGUGCAAGCGAACAACCCGCCUUACUGGACAAUGCUUCCUGCUUCAGCUCGGCGGUCGUUGGCACGUGUUUCGAUGUGGGUCCUUUUCACAUCUGCUACCAUAGUGGAACCUCGGGCGAUUUGAGAAUGUCAACAAGGUUGAAUUCCAGAUUCAGUAACGAUUUGCAAUUGCCGGAUGGUGCGACGGUCCGAGGGAGGCUAACGGCGCUGACAUGACCGGCUGCUGUUUCGGAUAUCACAACUGUGGCAUCAUACGAUGGGAUUUGACACCUGGAUGACCUUCGUCGUUCAAUUCUUGUGACUCAUCCAGUCUUCUGGGUUUAGCGGCUCUUCAGCCUUCGUCUGCCACAGGAACUUGGAUCUGAGAUCCAGAACAUGUGAACUACAGUUGUGAAAAUCGUUGCUACCGUGCUUGGGCCGAAGACUAAGUAUAGAAUCUGCAACCACAAGUACCGUAAUCCCCCGUAUAUAAGACCAGCCGAAAUAGUCAGCCCACGGGUGGCAUAUGCGGGGGGUAGCUAAUGAUAUGGCGCAUUUUUGAGGGUACCCGCUUUUCUGGGUUUGCAUUUUACAAAACACCCUUCUCGUUUUUCUUGCCUUCAAAUAGUAUUCGAUCCUUAAUUACCAAGGU